Megalops cyprinoides (Indo-Pacific tarpon) is the source of this 3979-nucleotide messenger RNA. Its product is annotated as zgc:136908. Gene Ontology annotation, biological process: retrograde protein transport, ER to cytosol; autophagosome maturation; mitotic spindle disassembly. Gene Ontology annotation, cellular component: nucleus; cytosol; VCP-NPL4-UFD1 AAA ATPase complex. Gene Ontology annotation, molecular function: ATP binding; polyubiquitin modification-dependent protein binding; ATP hydrolysis activity. The coding region runs from base 395 to 2812 and encodes 805 amino acids. The record is from RefSeq and is a predicted model, not a curated record. Lineage: Eukaryota; Metazoa; Chordata; Actinopteri; Elopiformes; Megalopidae. The transcript has 18 exons.
CAGAGUGGGAGGGAGGGUGAGGGGGGUGGCGGGGGGCACGAGCCCCCAGCCAGGCAUGGGGUCUGUUGUCAACAGGCACAGAGGAGGCAUCAGCAGACAGCUGCCCUGAGCCCAGCCGCUUCCACCCAGCUACACAACCUCCAGCGACCCAGCCUGCCUUAACCCCGACCUCCACCAACCCAACCUGCCUUAACCCAGGCCUCCAGCUCCCAAGCCUCCACCUACCCAGCCUCCAGCCAACCAACCUCUGGAAACCCAACACUCCACCAAACCCGGGCCUCCACCUACCCAAUCUGCCGCAACCCAGCCUCUAGCAACCCGGGCCUCCACCCACCAGACCCCCAGCUACCUGACCUCCAGCCUCCAGUACCAGCCUGAAGGAAACAGCCUGGGCAUGCCGACCUCCGGAGGAGCAGACUCAAAAGGGGAGGACUACUCAACUGCCAUCCUCAAACAGAAGCACCGCCCCAACCGGCUCAUUGUGGACGAGGCCCAGAAUGAAGACAACAGUAUCGUGUGCCUGUCUCAGGUGAAGAUGGAGGAGCUGCAGCUCUUUCGGGGGGACACCGUGGUGCUGCGGGGAAAGAAGCGGCGGCAGACGGUCUGCAUCGUGCUGACGGACGACUCCUGCCCCGAGGAGAGGGUGCGCAUGAACCGCGUCACGCGCAACAACCUGCGCGUCCGCCUUGGCGACGUCGUCAGCAUCCAGGCCUGCCCAGAUGUGAAAUACGGCAAACGCAUCCACGUGCUGCCCAUCGACGACACAAUCCAAGGGCUGACGGGGAACCUGUUCGAGGUCUUCCUCAAACCGUACUUCCUGGAGGCGUACCGACCUGUGCAUAAAGGGGAUAUCUUCCUGGUCAGGGGGGGCAUGCGAGCAGUGGAAUUUAAGGUGGUGGAGACAGACCCCACCCCCCAUUGCAUCGUUGCCCCGGACACAAUCAUCCACUGCGAGGGGGAGCCUAUAAAGAGAGAGGAUGAGGAGGAGAGUCUGAAUGACAUUGGGUACGAUGACAUCGGAGGGUGCCGCAAACAGCUGGCCCAGAUCAAGGAGAUGGUGGAACUCCCACUCCGCCACCCGGGUCUCUUCAAAGCCAUCGGAGUGAAGCCCCCACGAGGCAUUCUGCUCUAUGGCCCCCCAGGAACAGGGAAAACUUUAGUGGCCCGCGCUGUCGCCAACGAGACUGGAGCCUUCUUCUUCCUCAUCAACGGCCCUGAGAUCAUGAGCAAGCUGGCGGGGGAGUCUGAGAGUAACCUGCGCAAGGCCUUCGAGGAGGCGGAGAAAAACGCCCCUGCCAUCAUCUUCAUCGAUGAGCUGGACGCCAUCGCGCCCAAGAGGGAGAAGACCCAUGGGGAGGUGGAGAGGAGGAUAGUCUCUCAGCUCCUCACCCUGAUGGAUGGCCUGAAGCAGCGGGCCCACGUCAUCGUCAUGGCAGCCACCAACCGCCCGAACAGCGUGGACCCCGCCCUGCGGCGAUUUGGGAGAUUUGACAGGGAGAUCGACAUCGGGAUCCCGGACUCCACAGGCCGCCUGGAGAUCCUGCAGAUUCACACAAAGAACAUGAAGCUGGCGGACGAUGUGGACCUGGAGAGGAUCGCCAUGGAGACGCACGGGCACGUGGGGGCGGACCUGGCGGCGCUGUGCUCUGAGGGGGCCCUGCAGGCCAUCCGCAAGAAGAUGACCCUCAUCGACCUGGAGGACGAGACCAUAGACGCCGACCUCCUCAACUCGCUAGCAGUAACCAUGGACGACUUCCGGUGGGCGCUGAGUCAGAGCAACCCCUCAGCCCUGAGGGAGACUGUGGUGGAGGUUCCCCAGGUGAACUGGGAGGACAUCGGGGGUCUGGACGAUGUGAAGAGAGAGCUGCAGGAGCUUGUGCAGUACCCCGUGGAGUACCCCGACAAGUUCCUGAAGUUUGGGAUGACCCCCUCUCGAGGUGUUCUCUUCUACGGACCCCCGGGAUGCGGCAAGACCCUUCUGGCCAAGGCCAUCGCCAACGAGUGCCAGGCCAACUUCGUCUCCAUCAAGGGGCCGGAGCUGCUGACCAUGUGGUUCGGCGAGUCAGAGGCCAACGUCAGGGACGUCUUCGACAAGGCGCGGCAGGCAGCCCCUUGCAUCCUUUUCUUCGAUGAGCUGGACUCCAUCGCCAAGGCUCGUGGGGGUGGAGCCGGCGACGCAGGGGGCGCAGCCGACCGUGUCAUCAACCAGAUCCUGACAGAGAUGGACGGCAUGACCAACAAAAAGAAUGUGUUCAUCAUUGGAGCCACAAACAGGCCUGACAUCAUAGAUCCUGCCAUCUUGCGUCCGGGUCGUCUGGACCAGCUGAUCUACAUCCCCCUGCCUGAUCUGCCGUCCCGGACAGCUAUCCUGACCGCCAACCUGCGCAAGUCACCUGUGGCCCGUGACGUGGACCUGGCAUACCUGGCCAGAAUCACAGAGGGGUUCUCUGGAGCCGACCUGACAGAGAUCUGCCAGCGCGCCUGUAAACUGGCCAUCCGGGAGUCCAUCGAGGCCGAGAUCCGCGUGGAGAGACAGAGGCAGUCCCACCCAGACACCGCCAUGGAUGAGGACUACGACCCGGUGCCGGAGAUCAGGAAGGAUCACUUCGAGGAGGCCAUGCGUUUCGCUCGCCGCUCCGUCAGCGACAACGACAUCCGCAAGUACGAGAUGUUCGCCCAGACGCUUCAACAGAGCCGCGGCUUCGGAAACUUCAGGUUCCCCUCGGGAUCUGGGGGUCAGGGGUCAGGCUCAGGCGGCAGAGACCCAGGAAACCUGUACAGAGAUGAGGGGGACGACGACCUGUACCAGUGAGCAAGGGGGACAGACGCCGAAACUACACCCCCACCCCCCAGCCCCUCCUGCUAGCAGUGGCGUGGCUUCUCCUUCUCGGACGGGACACCUCAUGAUGAAACGUUGCCUUCUUUUAGCUGGGGUUUGUAGGUGAUGGGCUGACAAUGCAGUAUAGAAACAAGCCUUAAUAAUCAUAGUCAGGAACAGUGGUGCACUUAUAUUGCACAUUAACAUGUAAGAAUUUUCAGAAUGUUUUACUGCGAAAGGGGACUAACCUGUCUCUUAUGACAUGAAAGUGGAGCAUCCACAUAGGUGGUGUGCAGCAGGAAUUUGGUGCGAAACCAAACAAACUCACCACACAUCACCACGUACAUGUUGGCAGACAUUUUUUGUAUUGUUUUUCAGCUGUAUUUAUUGUGUAAUUUAGGCAUUACAAGUUUGACAUUGCGCAAUAGCACAGGGGUGAGUGACACUGGUAGAGUCUGAUUUUUAAAGAGCAGCAUUGGAUGGUUGGAUAUGAAAGGCUCUGACUGUGGCAUGAAUGUAUCAAUAAAAAUUCUGAUAUUAGUUAUUUACAAGCACUUUCCUUCACCAGUCAUUUCAUUGUUGUUAUUUUAGAAUUUAGUUAUUAGUAUUAUCAUCCAACUUUGUGUCAUGUACGUUACUUAAUUCCACAUUAGCCAACUGUUUAAGGAAUACAUGUUACUUUUCACUUCAACAGUUUAACAACUUGUUUGAAACAGAUUAUGAUCAACCCUAUCAAAUUUCAUUAAAAAAAAUGAAAAUUACUCUGAAGUAAGCCGGCUAGCUAUAACAGAACACCUAGUGCCCUGUGCACUAAAAACCAAAAGGGCUUCAGCUCUGGAGAAGUGGAUCAAUGCCCUCUGUCUAGUAACUUGUGAAGCAAGUUAUGUUUAUGUUAGCAAAUAUUAUGGGAGCAAGCUGUAUCCCCUUGACAGAGACACAGCCAAUGUGUUUCGAGAGCUGAAAAUGCCCCUGCAUAGGAAUAUUCUGAAAUAAAGGGGGUGUGGCUUUUAGUUUCAGACAGGAAGUGAAACAUCUUUGCAGAGAGGGUAGUCACUUUACUGUGGGUAGCUAGAUAGCUAUGCCCCCUGAGAGAGAUGGUGUAAUGUAGCCAACUAGCAAAUGCAAUGUCACACCCAACACAAACUGUACUGACUCAUCGCU